GGAGGGGACACACAACCCGGGGAGAGGGUGACUGGGUAAAGGGGGGGGAGGCUAAGGGGCUACCGGAGAGCUUCCGCGGUAGCCGGAGGGGCUCCGAGACUCUCGGAGGAGCUCUCGGGGCAGUUCCGGGGCUCCCGGUUGGGUUCCCUGUGGGUUUCCGGUGCUCCCGGUGCCGCCGCUGACCGCUCCCCCUCUCCCCCCGCAGGCCGAGGCGAUGCCGCUGCCCGUGGCGCUGCAGUCCCGCCUGGCCAAGCGGGGGCUGCUGAAGCACGUGGAGCCCGAGCCGGAGGAGGAGAUCAUCGCGGAGGACUACGACGACGCGCACGUGGAUUACGAGGCCUCGCGGCUGGAGGCGCUGCCCCCGCCCUGGUACAAAGUCAUCGACCCGACCUGGCUCCUGCUGCCUCACAGCGGGCUGCCCUACUACUGGAACGUGGAGACCGACCUUGUGUCCUGGUUGUCCCCAAACGACCCCAACUCUGUCAUCACCAAAGCUGCCAAGAGGCUCAAAGGGGCACAGGAGGCCGAGGAACCCCCCGAAAGGGGCUACGAGAAGGAGGAGCCCCCCCGGGAGCGGCGCUUCCACCGGCGCGAGGAGCUGGCGCCGUACCCCAAGAGCAAGAAAGGCAGCCGCAAGGACGAAGAACUGGACCCCAUGGACCCCAGUGCCUACUCGGAUGCCCCCCGGGGUACAUGGUCCACGGGGCUCCCCAAGAGGAACGAAGCGAAGACCGGGGCGGACACGACGGCCGCGGGGCCCCUGUUCCAGCAGCGCCCGUACCCCAGCCCUGGGGCCGUGCUCAGGGCCAAUGCCGAGGCCUCCCGGGGCAAGGACUGACCCAACCCCCACCCCGGGACCCCCAAAACUCACCCCAGGACCCCAAACCCACCCCCGGGAACCCCAAAAACAUCUCUGGGGAUCCCAAAUACUCCCGUGGGGACCCCAAAACCACCCCCAGGGACACCAAAACCACCUCUGGGACCCCCCAAAACCUCUCCCCGAGACCCCCCCAAAUUGCUGCCCUCGGUGGAAUAAAGGUGCUGAAGACUCA
Molecule: messenger RNA, 1052 nt
Organism: Strigops habroptila (Kakapo)
Lineage: Eukaryota; Metazoa; Chordata; Aves; Psittaciformes; Psittacidae
Gene: PQBP1
Product: polyglutamine binding protein 1
Exons: 6
Coding region: 215-838 (207 amino acids)
Biological process (GO): alternative mRNA splicing, via spliceosome
Cellular component (GO): cytoplasm; nuclear body
Molecular function (GO): protein binding; ribonucleoprotein complex binding
Source: RefSeq, a predicted model, not a curated record